AUGAUAAUCUUUUGCAAAGUAUUUCAAAAUUUUACGAGAAUUUAAAAUAAGAUCAAGCAGUGCCAGCAACACUUUUUGUAAUAAUUUUGGUUACUUUUAAUUAAUUUAAAUAGAAAUAAAUUAUAUUAUAUUUUUACACGAAUUUAAUGCUCUGAAAUUAAUGUGUACAAUUAUAAAAUAAAUUAAGGUUAAUUUUUUAUGAUUAUUGAUUAAGGAGUAAUUGAAGCUGUGAAACAAAAAUUCAAGCCUGAAGAUUUAUCAAAAGCAAUUGCCUUAAUUCAUUAUGUUAAGAAAUGGUCUAAUUUGGAACAAUAAUACGAAGAAAAUGUCAAUAAAAAAAGUUGUCUUCCAGAAUUAUCAGAAGUAAAUGCUUUGGCUAAUGGAACAAGACAACCUAGUGAGGAAGAGAUGAAGGAUUCAACUAUUAAGGAAGCUGAACCAAUCUCUGAUUAUUGGUCAAAAGUACUACAACAUGCAGGUAUUACAGGAUCAAGAAUCACAUAAAAAGAUGCUGAUGUAUUGGCACACUUGAAAAGUAUUACUGCUAGUUUUGGCGAUAAUGACAGAGAUUUUAAAUUAAGAUUUGAGUUCAAUCCAAACUAAUACUUUGAUAAUAAGGUAUUAGAGAAAGAAUUUAUUUACAAUAAUGAAGAAAGCGAUUUACCAUAUAAAUGCAAUGGAACAUAGAUAAAUUGGAAGGAAGGAAAGAAUGUUACAAAGACAAUCAAAAAGAAGAAGUAAAGAAACAAGAAAACUAACUAAACCAGAAUUAUUGAGACAGAAGUGAAAUUAAAAUCCUUCUUUAAAUUUUUUGAUGACAUAGCUCCUGCAUAAACAGAUGAAGAAGAAUUACAAAAAGAAGAGAAAAUUACAGCUGAUCUUGAAGUCGGAGAAGCAAUAAUCGAAGAAAUUAUUCCACAGUCUUUGACAUAUUAUUUAGAUUUGAAGGAUGACGAGGAUGAAGAUGACAUGGAUGAAGAAGAUGAUUAGGAUGAUGAUGAUGAGGAUGAUGAUGAUGAUGACGAUGAUUGA
This is a messenger RNA of Paramecium tetraurelia, 1032 nucleotides long. RefSeq lists its product as uncharacterized. Lineage: Eukaryota; Ciliophora; Oligohymenophorea; Peniculida; Parameciidae. Gene Ontology annotation, cellular component: nucleus; chromatin. Gene Ontology annotation, molecular function: chromatin binding; histone binding. Gene Ontology annotation, biological process: nucleosome assembly. The transcript is spliced from 2 exons. The record is from RefSeq and is a predicted model, not a curated record.